GUGUGGGUUAAAAAUUUUUUUAAUUUAAUUAGAGUUAUUUUUUUAAGUAUAGAUUUUAUUUUAUUUUAUUAUGAUUAUAGAUUUUAUUAAACUAAACGGUAAUGAAUAACUUAAUUGCAUUAACUUAUGUAUUAAGUGGUACCAUUCUUUUUUCAAGUGGGACCUACUCUUAACACUUUAAGAUCAAAAGGAUUGAAAAUGUGCAAAGAGUCGGCUCUGGUGAAAUGGAAGUGUAGAGAGCCGGCUCUGGAAGCUACAGCAGGCUUUACGGGUAAAGAUUUAAAGUCGGCUCUAAGCUUUGCAGCCGCUGUGGAAAAAAACAGAAUGCGUAGGAAUCCCGCAAAGCCGGCUGCAGAAAUGGUGAGCCAGUUGUACAGAGCCGGCUCUCCUGACAAUCCUGCAACUCGAGCUUUGCGUCCUGCAGAGCAUUAAAUGACUCCCAACGGCUAGUAACGGCUAUUUUCGACCAUAGAAUUAUAAAUAUGGUUGGUAGAAGAUCUGAAGGAGGUUUAGAGAGCAUUGCAUUGAAUAUCUUUAUCUACCUGCAUGAGUUUUAACUUGAGUUUUUGAUCUUGGAGAGAUCUUUACUUGUAAUCCUCUUGUUCUAUUUGUGAGUGAUCUUAGGGGUGUGAUUAAUCCUUCAAGAGUGAUUUGUAGAGAGGAUUCUUGAAGUUCAAGUGUAAAAGGAUGAGAUUUGAGAGAAACACCCUUUUUCUUGUAAAAAGAUUGAGUGACUCCUUUAAGCUAUCCUUAUUGUUGUUAGUGGAGAGUAUGGAGGAAAUCAUUGGUGAGUGAAGCUAAGGUAAAGGAUUAGGUUCCAAGUAGUUGGACUAAACCUCUAUAAAAUCAUUAAGCAAGC
Messenger RNA from Rubroshorea leprosula, 859 nucleotides. The record is from the annotation of a GenBank genome assembly. Lineage: Eukaryota; Viridiplantae; Streptophyta; Magnoliopsida; Malvales; Dipterocarpaceae.